Messenger RNA from Zasmidium cellare ATCC 36951, 1557 nucleotides. RefSeq lists its product as uncharacterized. The record is from RefSeq and is a predicted model, not a curated record. The annotation marks the transcript as partial. NCBI's taxonomy places the organism in Eukaryota, Fungi, Ascomycota, Dothideomycetes, Mycosphaerellales, Mycosphaerellaceae. The transcript has 2 exons. Gene Ontology annotation, biological process: regulation of DNA-templated transcription. Gene Ontology annotation, molecular function: DNA-binding transcription factor activity, RNA polymerase II-specific; zinc ion binding.
UGCGGUAGGCCUUCGAAGGGCUGCCAUGCCUGCAGACGGAGAAAGACUAAGUGUGACGCGGCACCGAAUGGCUGCACUCAGUGCAAGAAUGCGGGACGGACGUGUCCCGGUUAUCGCUCUCAAAUCGAUAUGAUGUUUCGAGAUCAGAGUGAAAAGCUGGCCAAAAUUGCAAAGACAAAUCAACGAGCCGUGCACUCGAGCAACGACCGAGAUAGUACACCAGAAGCUGUCCAGGUGGCGGACUUCCCUGGUUCUGGACCGACUGCCACUCUGUCCGAACCUGUCGAGGAGACGGCCACCUGCUUCUUCAUGGUCAACUUUGCAGGCGGCAUGACGGUCCCCGGAGUCGACGGUAUCGUCUUUGCUGGCCAUGAAACGACCAAGCCGCAGACUUGGCCAUACCCAACCGAAACUCUCGAUGACAUCUUGAAGACGAGUCUCGAGGCUACAAGUCUCGCAUGUCUGGCGAACCAUGCUCGCCAGCAACGUUUGAAUGACAUGGCACAGAGCCACUACGUGAAAGCCAUCAACCUGACGAACCAGGCUUUGAGCAAUGACGGCGCCAAAAAGGAUAGCGUCUUGCUAUCAGUCAACUUACUCGCUCUAUUCGAGACUAUCAGCGGUCUCUCGAAACGUUCGAUGAAAGCCACAGCAGACCAUGUCAGGGGUGCCGCGGCUUUGCUUCAAUUGCGUGGCAUGGGACAGUUCGAGUCAUCACUCGGACGGCAAGCUUUUCUCCAUACGGCUCACAACCUGCUCAUGUCCUGCCUCCAAUGGAACAUACGACUCCCCGAACACAUCAUCCGAAUGACCGAGGAUUUCCUCAAGGAAACGCGGCAGCCCGCCAGACGAGCGAGACUAUUUAUGGCCAUGUUGGAUUUCACACAGUUUCGAUAUGAUGUGAGACGAGGCGGAAGAGUGACUGGACUUCAAGACAUCGUCAAAGGCGCACUACAGAUCGAUGCCGCGUUUUCAGACUUCUGCGACCAUCCAGAUGAGAUGGCGCAAUACGACGAAUUCACCGACAACAGCUUGCGUUCAGAUCUCGUACAUGACGGCCAUUACCACGUCUAUCGACAGGUCGAGGAAGCCCGUGUUUGGAACCAUGUCCGGAUCUUCCGCAUUACCAUCCACCAGCUCAUCUGCGAGUCCUUGCUUGCAUCGGCGACUCUGUCGAAGCCUGAGUACGAGCCGCAGUUUCAGCAGUCCACAAUCAUCUGCAAGAACCUCUCUGCAGAUUUGGUCGCCAGUAUACCGCAGCAACUUGGUCUUGUCAAUAACACAGUCACAUGGAGACACUCUGACGAUGAUCUAUCAAACCUCUUCGCCGGAUCAACGCCCAGACCUCACCUCUGCGGAUACCCCUUACUCUGGCCCCUCUGGAUCGCAGCGGCUGUGCCCACGGCCACGCAUGGCACACGAGCUUACUGCACGGGAAUCCUAGACUUGAUAGGGUCUCAGAUGGGUAUCAAGCAUGCGUUGGUGCUGGCGAGGUUGCUGAGGGAGAUGAAGAAUUUCACGGUCGCGAUUUGGACGGAUGAUCGGAUUGAUUUUUGA